Molecule: messenger RNA, 1426 nt
Organism: Volvox carteri f. nagariensis
Lineage: Eukaryota; Viridiplantae; Chlorophyta; Chlorophyceae; Chlamydomonadales; Volvocaceae
Exons: 5
Coding region: 14-640 (208 amino acids)
Molecular function (GO): ureidoglycolate hydrolase activity
Source: RefSeq, a predicted model, not a curated record
GUGAUAAUAAGAAAUGCUUACCUGCAGCAACCGCGUUCUUCUUCGCCGGGUCGAUACACGACGACGGAGGUCUAUUUCAGCAAGCGCACAAAUGAAUGCUGGUAGCAAUGCAACGCAGAUCAACCAAAUUACGCUUAAAGUGACACCACUGACACCGGAGAAUAUUAAGCCUUUCGGUCAGAUCAUCUCCAGCUCUGAGGAUGGCAAGCUUUUCGAUCAGGAUGACGCACAGCUGGUAUUGAACCAGGGGACACCCAGGUUCUACAUCAUGCGCCUCCCCGCCCGGGGACUUCGCUUCCAUCGCAUCACCUACCAUGGCAGAGUGACGCAGUGCUUAGGGGGCCUUACGCCGCCGCAUUCCUGGUAUAUGGCCCUUGCAGCUCCCUCGGGCAGCUUGGAGCGAUACCCACAACCCGAAGAUAUUCGUGUGUUUCGAAUCCCCUUUGGCAGCUUUAUCAAGUUAGAAGUCGGCACCUGGCAUGCAGGUCCCUUGUUUUCGGAGCCCGGCGCCAUGGACUUCUACAACCUUGAGCUCGCGGAUACGAACGUUACGGACCAUAACACACAUGACUACCGGCGGCACAGCAAUACGGAGUUCAUCGUGGAGGAUGAUCACCUGCCGACCGCAUCCUCGGCCUAGAUUCAGGAGGGGGACGCCAAGGCAGAGAAGACCUUCACAUGGUUAAGACCGACCGCUUAGCUGGGCCUGUCUUAAUCAGCGCAGCGCUAGGGCGGCGUUGGCGGCGGCUGCGAUGCAGGGAGUUGCUUUGGGUGGCGGUGCUGUUGGAAGACAGUGUGAGGCCUCUGGCCUGGGUGUUCAUGGGAGUUAUUGUGGCACGGGGCAGAUUGGCGGUCGUGUGAACAGUAAGGAGAACCCUCGCCAGCAGGGUUGGAGAGGUGUCCACCUUGCGAGAUAUGGUUAAGGGAGAAGUAGUUGAGCUAUGAGCUAUCCAAACAUGGUUGUCGAGGAGCGUUACGUAGCUGCACCGGGCCGUUAAUGCAAGACUGUGUUGGGGCGUUGAUUGGGUGACGGUGUCUCUUUUUGAAAGGUGGGCUACGUGCUGCCGCUUGAAGGUAAGGCUGCCCUGCGACGUACUGCACGACAGGCCCCGGGGUCAGGCGCAGUUUUUAGGGUGCGCGGGCGGUGGUGGCAUGUCCCAUUGCGUGUGAAAAAGCUGGGUUUGGCUUGCCUUCCAGAGGGUUUACAAAGUCAAUAUGUGGUUUAGUGGUAUGUGGUAAAUGCUGAGAGGCCCGUUCCUGUUUCGGGAAAUCCGUCGGGAUCUGCGGGAAGGCUGAUGAGGCGGGUGUCGAAAAAAUCUGCAUCUGUCGCUCUGUCCGUGCUCCUAUGUAAGUGCGUUUUUGCUCAUGCAGGUGCCAGAUGCCAGGGUAUUCGAUACACCAAAGUAACUGUAAGCCCAUCAUCAUC